Thamnophis elegans (Western terrestrial garter snake) is the source of this 1182-nucleotide messenger RNA. RefSeq names its product zinc finger protein 33B-like. The annotation marks the transcript as partial. Gene Ontology annotation, biological process: regulation of transcription by RNA polymerase II. NCBI's taxonomy places the organism in Eukaryota, Metazoa, Chordata, Lepidosauria, Squamata, Natricidae. The record is from RefSeq and is a predicted model, not a curated record. Gene Ontology annotation, molecular function: RNA polymerase II cis-regulatory region sequence-specific DNA binding; DNA-binding transcription factor activity, RNA polymerase II-specific. The transcript has a single exon.
UUUGAAUGUCCUGACUGUGGGAAAGGUUUCAGUCACAAUUCCUACCUAGUUAUACACCAAAGGACUCACACAGUAGAGAAACUUUUCGAAUGUCCUGAUUGUGGGAAAAGUUUCAGUAAGAGGUCCAACCUAGUGAAACACCAGAGGACUCACACAGGAGAGAAAGCCUUUGAAUGUCCUGACUGUGCGAAAGGUUUCAGUCAGAAUUCUCACAUGAAGACACACCAGAGGACUCACACAGGAGAGAAAGCCUUUGAAUGUCCUGACUGUGGGAAAGUUUUCAGUCAGAAUGCUCACCUGAAAAAACACAAGAGGACUCACACAGGAGAGAAACCUUUCGAAUGUCCUGACUGUGGAAAAUGUUUCAGUCACAAGUCCAGCUUGUUGAUACACCAGAGGACUCACAGAGGAGAAAAACCCUUUGAAUGUCCUGACUGUGGGAAAAGUUUCAGUAACAGGUACAACCUGGUGAUUCACCAGAGGACUCACACAGGAGAGAAACCUUUUGAAUGUCCUGACUGUGGGAAAAGUUUCAAUCAUAAUUCCGACCUAGUAAUACACCAGAGGAGUCACACAGGAGAGAAACCUUUCGAAUGUCCUGAAUGUGGGAAAGCUUUCAGCAGCAAUUCCCACCUAGUGAAACAUCAGGCGACUCACACAGGAGAGAAACCCUUUGAAUGUCCUGACUGUGGGAAAGCUUUCAGUCAGAAUUUCUACCUAGUGAUACACCGGAGGACUCACACAGGAGAGAAACCCUUUGAAUGUCCUGACUGUGGGAAAGGUUUCAGUCACGGGUCCAGUCUGGUGACACACCAGAGGACUCACACAGGAGAGAAACCCUUUGAAUGUCCUGACUGUGGGAAAUGUUUCAGUCACAAGUCCACCCUGUUGAGACACCAGAAGACUCACACAGGAGAGAAACCCUUUGAAUGUCCUGACUGUGGGAAAGGUUUCAGUCACAAGUCCAGCUUGUUGAUACACCAGAGGACUCACACAGGAGAAAAACCCUUUGAAUGUCCUGACUGUGGGAAAGGUUUCAGUAAGAGGUCCAACCUGGUGAUGCACCAGAGGACUCACACAGGAGAGAAACCUUUUGAAUGUCCUGACUGUGGGAAAUGUUUCAGUCACAAGUCCAACUUGUUGAUACACCAGAGGACUCACACAGGAGAGAAACCCUUUGAA